AGUUUACAUCACAAUUCACAUCCACAGAUUUAUUUAAUUCAUUCUUUCAAAUUACCUAUUGUCAAUUUCAAUUGUGUUUCCAAUUUAUUUUAUUAACAAUUACGUACAAUGUUCAUGUUAUUAUUAAAGAAAGACGAUCAACUUGCUUUAAUAAUUCAGAAGCCAGUCUUGUAUAAGGUGCAUUGUACAUCUUGCCAGUAACAACAAUGACUAUACCAUUACCAAUACCACCGUGUGCGAACAGGGACGGCUUGAGCGGCCUAAGUUGUGAGCGAUUUGAGUACGCAAGUACCAUGGCUACUACGUUAUUAGCACCGGUUAAAACCGAACGUCAGAUACUGGAGCACUCUAUGUCUGAAGACGAUCCGAAUGCAAACACUCAACUACCUAGUGAGGUAGGAGAGCAGCCCCGUUGGGGACCGCGCCACCGGGGCGCUCAGGAGCUUGCAGAACUUUAUAGCCCAGGAAAACGGCUGCAGGAGUGGGUAUGUGUAGUAGUCUGUUGCACAUUGUGUGCUUGUGCAGGCUUUCUCAUGGCAAGAUAUAUCCAUGCAGACGCUUCUCUAUUACUGGCAGCCAUAGCUGGUGUAUUGACAGCAGAUUUUGCUUCAGGGGUUGUCCACUGGGCUGCUGAUACUUGGGGAGCCGUUGAUCUUCCUAUUAUAGGCAAGAAUUUUAUACGACCUUUUCGUGAGCAUCACAUUGAUCCCACGUCAAUCACGCGACAUGAUUUUGUUGAAACAAAUGGUGACAACUUUGCUAUCACCAUACCUGUUCUAGCGAGAAUAGUGUGGCAGCUGCUUAUGUAUGACGUUUUCACAAUACAAGAGCAAUUCCAUUGGAUUGCAUAUUGGUAUUUGUGCUGUAUAUUUGUGGCAAUGACAAAUCAGAUCCACAAAUGGUCGCACACGUACUUCGGCCUGCCCGCGUGGGUGGUGUGGCUGCAGGAGUGGCACGUGGUGCUGCCGCGGCGCCACCACCGCAUCCACCACGUCGCGCCGCACGAGACUUACUUUUGCAUCACUACAGGUUGGCUCAAUUGGCCCUUGGAGAAGUUGCACUUUUGGUCCACACUCGAGAUGAUCAUAGAAGCGUUGACCGGCUGCAAGCCGCGCGCCGACGACAUGAAGUGGGCCCAGAAACGUUCCUAGAACUGACUCUGUCCAGUAAAAAUAACUUUUAUACUAUUUAUUGCAGCUAGUUUAUAAACUGUUGAUAGAUUAAUAACAACAAUAAUUAUUUGCUAAAAUGAAGUGUCUUGCUAAGAGUUAUAUUUAUCUAUUGCUUUAAGAAAAAGUGUGAUAAAAGCUAUGUAUAUUUAAGAUUGAUAUAGGCAAUCUGUUUUUGAAAUAUUUUGCAUUUUUCAUAAGACUAUUUAGAUUUUGGUGGACAAAAUAAAAUAUUACCUACCUACUUUUUAAGCCAUCGUCUCUAUUUCGUAUUAAUAUUCCAUCUAUAAAAACCAGUCCAGUCCAUAGACGUUUAUAAUCAUGGGGUUAGAUAUUUGUCAAUUAAUUCAAGAUACAUAAAAUAUUUAUUAUUUGGUGUAUCUAAGCCACGGAACAUGUAAAACGGUAAAGCAAACGCUUUAUGUAAGCUGAGGAUUUAAAACCCAAUUUAUCCUCUCCCAAAGAGACAUCGAAACGCCACAGCUAUGUAUUUUUACCUUAAAAUAAUAAAAUGUAAGCUUAUAAGUACGGGAUAUCCCGUAAAUAGCACGACUUACUCUCUAGGUUGAUACUCAUAGGUAAAAUUUACGGUUUUCAAGUUAUAAUGAUUUAUCUACAGUGCAAUGUAGUCGUAUGUGUUGGAAAGUUACAUACGCAUUUAUUUUCUACACGGAAACUAUUUUUAAACUAGCGGGCGCCCGCGACUUCAUCCGCCCUUAGACCUCUUUAAUCCAGCCCUUACAGUAGUAUCGCUGUAAAAAUGGAGUAACUUCUCCCGUUUUCCCAACAUUUCCCUUCACUGCUCUGCUCCUAUUGAUCGUAGCGUGAUGAAAAGUAUACUAUAACCUGCCCAGGAGUAUGAAGAAUUGAACCAAGUAUCGUUGAAAUCCGUUGAGUAGUUUUUGUUUCUUUAACGAACGUAGGUAGGUACAUACAGACGAAAAUUUUACUGAUUGCAUUUUUGGCAUCAGUAUCGAUCACUAAUCACCCCCUGAUUUAUUUUGGAAAUAUAUUUUAUGUACAGAAUUGACCUCUCUACAGAUUUAUUAUAUGUAUAGGUAGUUGUUUUAACUAAUGAAACUUUAUUUUUUUGCUAAAUUGUCUUCUUAAUAUUAAGGUAUUUUGUAUAACAUCGAUAUUAAAUUGAAAACCGUAAAAUCUCGACUAGCAUGUUUCGAUAUUUUAGUAGGCCUUGAUUUCAGCUAUCAACCUGUAGAGUAUGUCAUGCUAUUUUACGGGAAAUCCUGUAAGUAUAUGUCACAUAAUGUCGGGAAAUAAUCAUCGUGAAGUCUAUUUGGAUUAUGGCUUCUUAAUAAUGUUGUCCCAGUAUAGAUUCAUAGGACGCAUGGCUACUAAAAACCUACCUACGUAGCUACGCAAAAAUUUUCUAAAGAUUCGCCUUAAAUACUUUGCUAAUAAAGUAGUAUUAAGAAAAAAAUGAAAAUAUUAUGCACAGAGAGUUUUGAUUUUACCACGCUCGACUAAUACUAUAUUAUUUUAUUUAGGAUGUGAUAUAUUAUGUGAUAAUAAGUGGACAUUAAAAUUAUUUCUACCGAAUGGUUUAUUAUAUUAAGCUUUUGUAAGUGUGUAAGAUUUUCUAUUCGACGUGAACACAAUAACAACUGAAAUAUAUGAGACUCGAUGUCUUAUUAUUAUACAAUUUUUUUUUAAUAUUUUUUGACCGUUUUAGAGAAUAAUACAUAGGUAUAUACAUUCCCAUGGCAAUAUUUAUUAUUCUGAUUACAUAGGGAAAUAAUGUACAAUACUAAUAGGUAAUAAAAAUAUUUUGAAAUUUUGCACACUAUUGGCAUUUUUUAUUAAAUCAAUUUUGUAUAACGAGUGCAUAAUGUAUUAAAAUAAUAUAAGCAGACGAGGCGACAAUAAUUGUUACCGCCUUUGUAUUAGACGUGAUCGGUCUUACAAUAUUAUAAAAGCUGAUUUUUAUAAUUUAUUACAAUAAUAUUAUAUGUACCAACCUACAAAAAGUUGAUGGCUUUAAUUAAAAAUAAUUUCAUCUCUAAAGUAUUAUUUAUCAUAUCAAUUGAAUACAGUUUUAAGUUA
This is a messenger RNA of Bicyclus anynana (squinting bush brown), 3230 nucleotides long. It is a transcript of the gene Kua, whose product is annotated as plasmanylethanolamine desaturase. The transcript has 4 exons. The record is from RefSeq and is a predicted model, not a curated record. Gene Ontology annotation, molecular function: oxidoreductase activity. The coding region runs from base 207 to 1151 and encodes 314 amino acids. NCBI's taxonomy places the organism in Eukaryota, Metazoa, Arthropoda, Insecta, Lepidoptera, Nymphalidae.